Molecule: messenger RNA, 1710 nt
Organism: Manihot esculenta (cassava)
Lineage: Eukaryota; Viridiplantae; Streptophyta; Magnoliopsida; Malpighiales; Euphorbiaceae
Product: glucan endo-1,3-beta-glucosidase 12
Exons: 2
Coding region: 27-1436 (469 amino acids)
Biological process (GO): carbohydrate metabolic process
Cellular component (GO): plasma membrane
Molecular function (GO): hydrolase activity, hydrolyzing O-glycosyl compounds
Source: RefSeq, a predicted model, not a curated record
AGCCAGCAAGCAAACUCUUGCUCUAAAUGCCCAGUAACCCAGUUGAAGAAAGCACAAUGGCUUCUCUCCAAUUCAUUCUCCUCUUCUUCCUCCUUGUUCUCAGCUCCUUUCAAAAAGUUUCAGGUGUCGGAGUAAACUACGGCACUCUUGGAAACAAUCUCCCAUCUCCAAAGAGAGUUGCCCAGCUCCUUCAGUCCACACUUAUCGACAAGGUCAAAAUCUACGACACUAAUCCUGAAAUCCUCGAGGCAUUUUCCAACACCGGAAUAGACCUCAUUGUUGCAGUGGAGAACUACCAUGUGGCAAACAUCAGCUCCGACGUAUCAGCAGCCGACGAGUGGUUUGCCAACCGCGUGCUGCCCUUCAUUCCUGCUACUUCCAUAGUAGCUAUAGCAGUAGGCAACGAGUAUUUAACCACAGAUCCCGACCAUUUGCGCCCAAAUAAUCUCGUUCAAGCCAUGCAGAACUUGCAUGCAGUGCUAGUAGCACGUGGACUCGAUCGUAAAAUCAAGAUCACAACCCCACAUAGCAUGGCUGUUCUUGCUUCCUCAUUUCCUCCUUCAGCUUCCUCUUUCGCCACAACACUUAUGCCCACCAUGACCUCGAUUGUGGGAUUUCUAGCAGAAACUGGAGCUCCUUUCAUGAUCAAUGCUUACCCAUAUUUCGCUUACAGGGACAACCCUGGUUCAGUUGAUCUACAGUAUGCUUUACUAGGGAAUGUUACUGGAGUUCGUGAUCCCGUGGGCUAUGUCUACAACAACAUGUUAGAUGCACAAAUUGAUGCUGUAAGAUCAGCCAUCAAUGCACUAGGAUAUGGAAAUCAGACGGUUAAGAUUACAGUCUCAGAAUCUGGUUGGCCAUCCAAAGGUAAUCCUGGCGAUAAAGCAGCAACACCAGAUAAUGCAAAGACUUAUAAUACCAGGUUGAUCCAACGUGCACAGUCCAAUAAAGGGACACCCAUGAAGCCUAAGGAUAACAUAGAGAUAUUUGUGUUUGCUUUGUUCAACGAGAACAAAAAGGAUGGUGGCGUGAGUGAGAGAAACUUUGGGAUUUUUAAUGGAGAUGGAUCUAAGGUGUACGAUGUGGAUUUGAGCUGCCAGUUCUGCAGCAAUGAAGGGACAGCUGAAUUUGGUGAGAAAAUGUCAAGUGGAGUAAGAGGUCCUUCAGUUUGGUGUGUGGCUAAGCCCCAUGCAGAUGAGACGGUGCUUCAAGCUGUGCUGGACUUCUGCUGUGGACCAGGUGGAGUGGACUGCAGAGAUAUAUAUGAAAGUGGUAAUUGUUUUGCACCAGACAAGCUCCAUGCACAUGCAUCAUUUGCCAUGAAUGCAUAUUAUCAGAUACAUGGAAGGAACUACUGGAACUGCGACUUCAAGGGCACUGGACUUGUCACAUUCAGCGAUCCAAGCUAUGGAAAAUGCCGGUAUCCCCAGCAGUGACAGAAUAAGGAAUAUGGCAGCGUAGCAGUAAUGUGCUUUGCAGCUAAUUUUGUACUGUUUGCAAUACUGCCAAAAGUUUAGAAAAUGAGAAAAAAAUGGUUGGCUUCAUUACAGAUUUUCUAAUAUUUGGUUGGAUUGUCUGAAAAAGAGAGCCUUAAAAGUGUUUUUUUUUUGGGAGGAAAAAGAUAAAGAUGAGCACAUCACAUGGAUGAUGUCUCCAUAAUCAAAGGCUUUCUCUGUUUUUGAGUUGAAAAAUUUGUUGCCCUUUCUUGAA